Schizophyllum commune H4-8 is the source of this 533-nucleotide messenger RNA. RefSeq lists its product as uncharacterized. The coding region runs from base 96 to 365 and encodes 89 amino acids. The record is from RefSeq and is a predicted model, not a curated record. The transcript has a single exon. NCBI's taxonomy places the organism in Eukaryota, Fungi, Basidiomycota, Agaricomycetes, Agaricales, Schizophyllaceae.
AACAAUGGAAGCAGCGAAGAACCUGUGCGUGGUCAGCAAGAAACGGACGAUAGAAGGGAAAGAUGUAGCGACGGAUUUGUGCGUGGACCGUAAGGAUGGAAAGGGAUGCCUGCGCGGACUAUCAGAUAAUGCAAGACCUUGCCAAUUGUGAACGGAGAGUCAGCACAGAGACGAACCGAACUAAGGCAGCGUCCAGAUUGAGGGUUUUCUGCCGGGAAGCUGUGCGUGUAUCAGGCGCCCGCGCGUUAGCGGCCUUGCCACAUGUAUCGCUCGCUAGUGGGAGGCAGAGGAAGGGGACAAUGUUGCAUGCGAGAAGAUGGAGUAGUCAGCAGACGGCGGAAGAGGUCACCGCAUCUACGACCUGAGAGGCCCAGGGGACGGAUAGACGCGGCUAGCCACGGCAGCGCGCGGCCAACACUCGCUUCGCCUUCUUACACGUCAGUCCGUCGUGGGUCAGGCUGGUGAUUACACGGUCGUCCGGGGAAUUGAUACUUUGCAAGCGGUGCAGGGCACCCUUCGCAAGCGGUGGCUUG